Aspergillus puulaauensis is the source of this 678-nucleotide messenger RNA. It is a transcript of the gene MAD2, whose product is annotated as spindle checkpoint protein MAD2. Gene Ontology annotation, cellular component: nucleoplasm; cytoplasm; kinetochore. The transcript has 7 exons. Gene Ontology annotation, biological process: mitotic spindle assembly checkpoint signaling. The record is from RefSeq and is a predicted model, not a curated record. The coding region runs from base 1 to 678 and encodes 225 amino acids. NCBI's taxonomy places the organism in Eukaryota, Fungi, Ascomycota, Eurotiomycetes, Eurotiales, Aspergillaceae.
AUGUCUGUAUCAAAAGACAAGUCCAAGGUUCACAAGCUCUCCUUGAAAGGAUCGGGAAAGCUGGUGGCUGAAUUUUUUGAAUACUCUAUCAACUCCAUCCUGUUCCAACGAGGGGUGUAUCCUCCAGAAGAUUUCACAACUGUCAAAAAGUAUGGCUUGAACAUGCUCGUCACCGCCGAUGAUCAGGUGAAGGCGUACAUCAAGAAGAUCAUGUCUCAAUUGAACAAAUGGAUGGUAGGAGGCAAGAUCUCCAAGCUUGUUGUUGUUAUAACGGACAAAGAGACUGGUGAGCACGUGGAGCGGUGGCAGUUUGAUGUGGAAAUAUUUGGGAAGAAGUCCAAAAGUCAAUCGACUCGCAAGUCAGGCGAUAAGGAGAACGAUACGCCGGGAGAUACCGACUCUCAAACCUCGGAAGUCGAGAAAACAGAAAAGCAAAUCCAAGAGGAGAUCCAGGCUAUCUUCCGACAGAUCACUGCCUCUGUUACAUUCCUUCCCGUGUUGGACGGCGACUGCACAUUCAACGUCCUUGUCUACGCAGAUGCAGACUCGGAAGUACCGGUCGAAUGGGGCGACAGCGAUGCCAAAGAUAUCAAGAAUGCCGAGAAGGUACAGCUUCGGAGCUUCAGCACCAACAACCACAGGGUAGAAACGAUGGUCAGCUACCGUCUUGCCGAUUGA